AUGCAGCAUCUCACGAGGCGUAGCGCGUCAGGUAACGGGAAUGUGCAUACUGGUACUCAAGACGAAGUUGAGCUGGAUCCGAAUGACUUGAUUCCGGAUCGGAGGCUUGUUAGUUUCCUUGACUAUGACGAUUAUUUUAAUGGAGACAUAUACGAGCCGAGUAAAUAUGAGCAGAGCUGGGAGAUUAAUACGGAAAAAUAUCCGUACCUCAGACACAUCAAGUCGUUAUCCGCGGCCUGGCCUCAUCUGCGCUAUCUUGCGCAAUGGAUGGAAGUGACUACGUCGCCUACGAAAUGGCAGCUUAUCAAGGAUUUACCUCAGCAGAAAUUGAGCAAGCUUCGGAGCGACAGGGCCGAGCAAACUAAUAUUGCUACUGUCGAUUUCAUCUCAGGCCAACCAGCUCCAAUUAUCGAUUAUAUCAAGACCCCUGAGAGUCUAGUACAAAGCCUCGACCGGCCAGCCGUCCCAGGUGCCAGCCGGUUAUACGUCGUAGAAGACCUUUCGCGGGACGUCAUUGAAUGUCUGGGUUCAAAACUCGACAUCGACCCUCUCUUCUUCCGGGAGCACAUCAAUGACUACACGUGGUAUAACACUCGCGAUCCGUGGGUCGAGCUUCCCGACUUGGAUAUAGUUUCGAGGGAUCGGCCAUACUUCCACUUGACUUACAACCAGCCUCGUUACUUCAAAACGCCGGAAAGCUUCAACGAAGCGCAGCGCCAAGCUGGGAGGUUCAACGUACUCCGGCGGCUCGACGCCGACGACGGACACGAGUCUCCCUUCGACGAGAAGUCGGCCACGGUUGCCCUUGUUAGAAGCAAGGCGUCCCUAUGGAUCAGGCCGGCCAAAACCGGCCAGCAGGCCAUUGGGGUUCUACUUAUCGACCCUUCGAUAACAGAAGGCCAUCCUCUUUGGGGAGGGUAUCGGCCUUUCAAGAAUUCACCAACGCCCGGAGAUCAGGCGCGAUACGACGUGCCGCCCAAGACUACCUUGUUUCAAGACUUGCUCUUCUGGAUCCAGCAGACGUCGCAGCAGGAUAUCGAUGCUGUCGAGAAUAACCCCCGGGCGAUGGCUUUUCGCAUUCUGGAGAUCAUAUGCGCAGAGUGGUUGACCUUGAGCCAUUACAUCACCGCGCGGCUGGGGCAGAUCGAAUGGGAAAUCGAAAGCCCCAAGUGGUUCGAGAUGCAGAAGCAAGAGCUGCAGCGGGAGUCCAUCAACUUCAACAUGUCGCUGAAGAAGCUGCACACGUGGCGGCGGCGGCUCCCGAUCUACAGCGCCAUGGUAGCCGACACGCGGGCGAAGCUCUUCUCGGACGAGGCUCGGCGGGGAUCCGACGACGACUCCAGCAUCGGCACUAGCCACCACCACCACCAUCACCACCGACGAGGAGGAGGAGGAGGCUGCGUCGUCGACGAGCUGGAAAAGGACUUCGCGCUCGCGGCCGCGCACAUCCGGGACCUGCUGUCGCGGACGGAGCGGAUCGCGGCGGUGGCGACGGCGGUGGCGGCGAUCGAGGAGAGCCGGCGGGCGCUGGAGCAGAACCGGACGCUGGGGCGGCUGACGUACCUGGCGGUGAUCUUCGCGCCGCUGAGCUUCGUGUCGAGCUUCUUCAGCAUGUCGGCCGACGUGGCCGAGCUCGCGGGCACCAUCUGGGUGUUCUUCUGCGUCGCCGUCCCCGUCAGCCUCCUCGUGUACCUGGCCGUCGACAAGAACUGGUCGGACGGCGUCCGGGGCGCGUGGGGGCGGGCUAGGGGGGGGAAAGCUGGGGAGACGCUCCGGGGUGGGAAGCCGGGCCGCGUUGGGAAGUAG
This is a messenger RNA of Daldinia caldariorum, 1806 nucleotides long. RefSeq lists its product as uncharacterized. Gene Ontology annotation, biological process: metal ion transport; transmembrane transport. Lineage: Eukaryota; Fungi; Ascomycota; Sordariomycetes; Xylariales; Hypoxylaceae. The record is from RefSeq and is a predicted model, not a curated record. Gene Ontology annotation, cellular component: membrane. Gene Ontology annotation, molecular function: metal ion transmembrane transporter activity. The transcript has 4 exons. The coding region runs from base 1 to 1806 and encodes 601 amino acids.